CAACACACACAGAGCAAGACUUCCUCUGUGUGUAAGUGUGUGUCUGUGCGAAGUGUAUGUCCUCUGUCUCUACAGUGACUUCACCUACAGGUCACACUCCCCUGGCUCUUCUCAAAGUGCUGGCUAUCAGGAUCAGAGCAACUCUUACCGCCUCAUUCAUUUGUUUACAUCCUGAGAAGCACCUCUUUCUGUCUAGCUUCACCCUCAGAGGGACCAACAGACUUCAGGAUGUUACUGCUUUUAGGAGGGGUGAGGCAUGGAUUGGGCAUGCUGGCCAUCCAGAGGGCCUACCUACUCUCACGCUCUGCGCACACCUUGCCACAGGGCCUUGAGUAUCGGCCAAUCAAAAAGGUCAUGGUAGCCAACAGAGGCGAGAUAGCGAUCCGGGUGUUCCGGGCGUGCACGGAGCUCGGGAUCCGGACGGUUGCCGUGUACUCGGAGCAGGACACGGGACAGAUGCACAGGCAGAAGGCGGACGAGGCCUACCUCAUCGGCAAGGGCCUGCCCCCUGUCGCUGCCUACCUUCACAUCCCUGACAUCAUCAAAGUGGCCAAGGAGAAUAACGUCGACGCCAUCCAUCCCGGUUACGGCUUCCUGUCGGAGCGCCAUGACUUUGCGCAGGCCUGUGCUGAAGCAGGGGUGAGGUUCAUCGGCCCGAGCCCAGAGGUGGUGCGCAAGAUGGGCGACAAGGUGGAGGCUCGCGCUCUGGCCAUCCAAGCUGGUGUUCCAGUGGUUCCGGGCACAGAUUCACCCAUCUCCUCUCUGCAGGAGGCCCGGGAGUUCGCCAGCACCUAUGGCUUCCCCAUCAUUUUCAAAGCUGCAUAUGGUGGAGGCGGGCGUGGAAUGCGGGUGGUUAGGGAGUAUGAGGAGUUAGAGGAGAAUUAUCAGAGAGCAUUCUCAGAAGCCCUAGCAGCCUUUGGAAAUGGUGCUCUGUUCGUGGAGAAGUUCAUCGAGAAACCACGGCACAUUGAAGUGCAGAUUCUAGGUGAUAAGUACGGAAAUGUCAUUCAUUUGUAUGAGAGAGACUGCUCCAUUCAGAGGCGGCACCAGAAGGUAGUGGAGAUUGCCCCUGCUGCACAGCUUCACCCUCAUCUCCGAGACAGGCUCACCUCUGACUCAGUCAGCCUGGCAAAGAAGGUUGGCUAUGAGAAUGCUGGCACAGUGGAAUUCCUGGUGGACAGACAUGGGAAGCACUACUUCAUCGAGGUCAACUCCCGCCUACAGGUGGAGCACACUGUUACCGAGGAGAUCACUGAUGUGGACCUUGUUCACGCCCAGCUCCGUGUCUGUGAGGGCCGCAGUCUCUCUGAGCUUGGCCUCCAGCAGGACAAGAUCAGGAUCAACGGCAGUGCCAUCCAGUGCCGCGUCACCACCGAGGACCCCGCCCGUGGCUUCCAGCCAGACACCGGCCGUUUAGAGGUUUUCCGGAGUGCCGAGGGAAUGGGCAUCCGCUUAGACAGCGCGUCUGCGUUCCAGGGGGCUGUCAUAUCACCACACUAUGACUCCCUGUUGGUAAAGGUGAUUGCCAGCGGCCAGGAUCUGCCCAGCGCGGCCAGUAAGAUGCUCCGGGCCCUCGCUGAGUUUCGCAUCCGCGGGGUGAAGACAAACAUUCCAUUCCUGCAGAACGUUCUGAGUAAUCAUCAGUUUUUGUACAGUACAGUGGACACACAAUUUAUAGAUGAGAAUCAGGACCUGUUUAACCUCAGACGUACUCAAAACCGUGCACAGAAACUGCUGCAUUAUCUGGGACAUGUGAUGGUGAAUGGGCCAACCACUCCCAUCCCAGUUCAAGCCAAGCCUUCUUCAACAGACCCUGUCAUCCCUCCUGUUCCUAUGGGGGAGCCGCCAGCGGGUUUCCGUGAGGUCCUGCUGAAGGAGGGUCCUGCAGGUUUUGCCCGAGCGGUGAGGCAGCACCGGGGUCUGCUCCUCAUGGACACCACUUUCAGAGACGCCCACCAGUCCCUUCUGGCCACACGGGUCAGAACCCACGACCUCAAAAAGAUCACCCCAUAUGUGGCCCACAACUUCAGCAAGCUCUUCAGUGUGGAGAACUGGGGAGGUGCUACGUUUGAUGUGGCUAUGCGUUUCCUGUGGGAGUGUCCUUGGCGUAGGCUGCAGGAGCUGAGGGCAUUGUUACCCAACGUGCCUUUCCAGAUGCUGCUGAGAGGAGCUAAUGCAGUGGGAUACACCAACUACCCUGACAACGCUGUGUUCAAGUUCUGUGAGGUGGCGAAGGAGAACGGCAUGGAUGUGUUCCGCGUGUUCGACUCCCUCAACUAUCUGCCCAACAUGCUGCUAGGAAUGGACGCGGCCGGCUCGGCCGGAGGCGUGGUGGAGGCGGCCAUCUCCUACACGGGCGACGUGUCUGACCCAGCCAGGCGGAAGUACACGCUGGACUACUACCUGCAGCUGGCGCAGGAGCUCGUCAAGGCCGGCACGCAUAUCCUGGCCAUUAAGGACAUGGCUGGUCUGUUGAAGCCCGAGGCCAGCCGUUUGCUGGUCUCGGCCUUGCGAGACCGCUUCCCGGAGGUCCCCAUCCACGUGCACACGCACGACACGGCGGGCGCAGGUGUGGCAGCCAUGCUGGCGUGCGCGGAGGCCGGGGCGGAUAUCGUGGAUGUCGCCGUGGACUCCAUGGCUGGCAUGACCUCCCAACCCAGCAUGGGCGCUAUAGUGGCCUGUACCAAAGGCACUAAAUAUGACACAGAGAUCUCUCUGGAGAAGGUCUUUGACUACAGCGAGUACUGGGAGGUGACCCGUGGCCUAUACGCUCCAUUUGAUUGCACGGCCACCAUGAAGUCAGGGAACGCCGACGUCUAUGAGAACGAGAUUCCCGGCGGCCAGUACACAAACCUGCACUUCCAGGCCCACAGCAUGGGGCUGGGCCACAAGUUCAAGGAGGUAAAGAAGGCGUACGCUGAGGCCAACAAACUGCUGGGGGACCUCAUCAAGGUGACUCCAUCCUCUAAGAUCGUGGGUGAUUUGGCACAGUUCAUGGUCCAGAACACUCUCUCUCGGGCCGAGGUGGAGGAGCGGGCAGACGAGCUGUCCUUCCCGCUGUCUGUUGUGGAGUUUCUGCAGGGACACAUCGGUAUACCCCAUGGAGGCUUCCCUGAGCCCUUCAGAUCCAAGGUGCUAAAGUCCCUGCCACGGAUGGAGGGCCGUCCCGGCGCAUCUCUGCCUGCUAUGGACUUCCAGAAACUGGAGGCUGACCUACAAGCCACCCACGGGACUAACAUCACCCCCGAGGACGUGAUGUCAGCUGCCAUGUACCCCAAAGUCUUCCAGGAGUUCAAGGAGUUCACGGCCAACUUCGGCCCCGUCGACUGUCUGAGCACUCGUCUCUUCCUGGAAGGACCAAAAAUUGCUGAGGAAUUUGAGGUUGAGCUGGAGAGAGGAAAGACACUACAUAUCAAAGCACUGGCCUUGGGGGACCUCAACAAGGCUGGCCAGAGAGAGGUGUUUUUUGAACUCAAUGGGCAGUUGCGAUCAGUACUAGUGAAGGAUACACUGGCCAUGAAGGAGAUGCACUUCCACCCGAAGGCCCUGAAGGACGUCCGGGGCCAGGUGGGGGCGCCCAUGCCAGGCAAGGUGGUGGAAGUGAAAGUGAAGCAGGGCCAGCGGGUGGAGAAGGGCCAGCCGCUCUGCGUGCUCAGCGCCAUGAAGAUGGAGACGGUGGUGAACUCGCCGCUCGCCGGCACCGUGGCCAAGGUCUACGUCAAGGCUGACAGCAGCCUGGAAGGGGAUGACCUGAUUCUGGAAAUCUCAGAGUAAAGGUUAAAGGUCACAAACAGGGGAGAGGCUACAGGCAGCAAAUUAAGCAGCACAGGGAGGCACCAGGACUGAUGACCCUUGACUCCUUUCAGAUGAGAUAAAGGACUGAGAUUGGUGAACGUUUAGCACACCUAAUCACUAUUUAAUUGAAGCCCAUUAAUCUUGAGGUAGGCCCCAGUCCUAGAGAGUUGCACUAUCCAAACUAUUCACAUUUUAUUCCACAGGCCAUUUUUACUUGAAAUUAAUCUAAGAUUCUUUCGAAGAAUGUCCGUUAUCUACAAUGUAUGACCGCAACUGUAAUUCACUCUCUGUCAGCGGUUAUAGAACUGAUACCACACCGACUAUACUGUCACCAUGCAAAGUCAUGGAUGUACUUUGCAGACCGGAGAGAACGGGACACCAAUAAACAAAUUUUCACACAAAUGAUGCUAGCUUUGCAUGCGUUCGUGUGUGUGUGUGUGUGUGUGUGUGUGUGUGUGUGUGUGUGUGUAUAUGCUCUACCUGCCCCACAGCAAAGUUUUAAAAGGAUGCCAAUUUAAUUUCAGCAUUGUUAGUGAAGCGUAAAAUCCAUUUUAAGGCUAUAAAAGUAAAAUCCAUUUUAAGGCUGUAGUAAACUCUGCAGACAAUUCUCUACAUAUUAAAGCACAGAAACAGAAGUACUAUGGUGAUAAUUUCAUAACAAUUAUCAUAGUAAAAGCCACAAAGUCAAGUAAUUAAACUACAUUGGAUGUUUAAAUUGUAGGGCAGAACUAACAAUCACUUCAGCUUAACACCCCAGUACUCAAAAAUCGAGUGUUUUUUUGUUUUUGUUAAAACUGCCAUUAUUCUCACUGUGGCUGAGUGAUUGCAGGUUUCUUGUUCCUUGCUAAUAGCAUGACUGUUCUGUAGCAAAGACGAAGCAAAAGUGACACAUUAGAAAUGAGUCGUCCAAUCAAAGCCUUCCCCCACCUCUCCACCCUCCCUCCAUCCUCUCUCCACAUCUCCACCCUGUUGAACGGUACAGUCUCUUGCUCAGUGUGGUAUGAUGGGACAUCUUCAUGUCCAGAGCUAGGCUUCGCUCAUUUAGAACUGAAGUGAUGAACGAUGCAUUGUGAACUUUGUCGUAAUGCAGUGUGUUGUAAUGGACACUAGACCCUUGACCCAGAAUCCAACUCCUUGUUUUUAAGUUGAAUUUAAGAUGCUUCUGUGAAGAGGGUCGCAUUUCAAUCUAUCACUCCGGCCGUGAAAGGAAAUGUAAAACUGUAACAUUAUGGAAACGGCGGGUGUGUGGCCCCUGCGCAGAGCGGCACCAGGGGCUGAGUGGGGGGAACUAGCCCCCGGACACCGGCGCUCUCAAACAGAGAGGCUGCAGAAGGGCCUGUGGGUGCACGCUAGGUUUUGGCUUAAGUGUCUUACACUGGCUUGCAUAUUGAGGGCUUAGCAGAAAGAUAAGGUGAAAGAGACAGACAGAAACAGAGGGGGGAGAGAAAUCUAUAUCUAUUGGGCAAGAUAUUGAAUGGCUUUUCAUUAUACCACAAGGCCUGAAUUUGGCUCAAACCAAAAGUGUGUGUGUGUGUGUGUGUGUGUGUGUGUGUGUGUGUGUGUGUGUGUGUGUGUGUGUGUGUACGUACACUAGCCACUAGCAUGUAAAGAUGCCUUUGCGAUUGCCUGGGAUACCAGACAAAGUGACAUGUGCUAAAGCGCAGAGACUCUUUGAAGUGUCAGAUUUAAAGACAGAAGACCUUGCCUUUGAUUCGGUUUGGGCUGUGAGCUUUCCUGAGAAGUAUUGAGCUGGAAGUAUUGUAAGUGUGUCCAGAACUGGUGCUUUCCUCACCUCACCAGUAUUUGACAAUAGGUUUGAGUUACUACUUUUGCAGUGUUUUUACAUGUACUGUAUAAUGUGUGUAUUGUGUGUAAUUAACUGGAUUACUUUUUUUUUUUUCACCAAAAAUGAAAACGAACUCAUACAAACCUAACUGAAGUGGGAUAAAUGGUGUAUUCUGUGGGCAGUCAUUUUGUUUCUCUUAAAAUUAUAUGUAGUCUGAAUAAUGAGGUGCUAGGCAAAUUAGCAUGUAUAUGAGUCAAAGUUUAAAUGAAAAUAAAUCUUGCAAAAUAUUGGUGUUUCUUCACUUUUCUCAUGUUCUCCAUGGUUAAACGUUGGUUAAAUGUAUGGAUAAAUGUAUUGUUAAACAAUUAAGAUUCACGGCUGUAGUUUGACGAUUCAUAAAUGUUAUU
Molecule: messenger RNA, 5988 nt
Organism: Electrophorus electricus (electric eel)
Lineage: Eukaryota; Metazoa; Chordata; Actinopteri; Gymnotiformes; Gymnotidae
Gene: pcxb
Product: pyruvate carboxylase b
Biological process (GO): pyruvate metabolic process; gluconeogenesis
Cellular component (GO): cytoplasm
Molecular function (GO): ATP binding; pyruvate carboxylase activity; metal ion binding
Source: RefSeq, a predicted model, not a curated record